Molecule: messenger RNA, 2187 nt
Organism: Symbiodinium sp. CCMP2592
Lineage: Eukaryota; Dinophyceae; Suessiales; Symbiodiniaceae
Source: the annotation of a GenBank genome assembly
AUGGAGGAGGUCUCCAAGAUCAGAUCCAAUGCCUCGAGGGCUUCCUCGCAACGUGAAGCCGAGUUGGGGACAGACUCACGGACGUCCGCAGAUUCGAGAGGAUCGGGAAGCAGUGUUAGCAGCGAGAUCAUGCCCGCGAUUCCGACUGCUGGGAGCGGGGCUCCGUAUCUGCGCUCUCGACUGAAGGGCUUGAACGUGGAGGAAGCACGGGCCAUUCGACGGCGCUUGCGUGUGCGUUUGGGGGCCAUUACUUCAACAAAGCUGGUGUCCGGCAAGUCGCUCCAUGACGCAGUCUCCGCUCUGGGUUUGACGAGAUAUGGACUCAGCGAAAUCAACGACAUCGUGAACUGCCUUGGGGAUUUCAUUGGCCUCCACUUUUCAGCACCGGACCACAAGGGGCGGCCGAGUCAGACUUCAGUGACGGCGGCGCACAUCUUCAGCUUUCAUGACGACGAUGCCCAGAACCUCGGAACUCCUGAGUGGGAGUGGCCCCCAUACCGGGAGUCGUAUUCCACUUCAUCGAUUCACAAGAGUGCAUCUUUGCAGUGGCACGGCCUCGACAAGCCGCGGCAGCAGAAGUAUAACGCGGUGCCUGCCCAGGCGCUCAUGGAGCUCUGCUUGGCUGAGGAGACUGAUAUUCAAUACAAGAUCUUCGGAUCUUAUCUGAAGCCGUUUCAAGCUAUUCGGGAGAUCUUGCUUGCCGGGGAUACCAAUCGUCUUGUUGCGGAAUUGACGUUUGUCCGAAUCAACGACCUGGCCGUGCCACCUGAGCCUCUGCACCCGCUUCUCCUGCUCGAGCCUUUCGUCGCCGUGCUGAUCGUCGCGAAUGGCGUGAUGAUCGGUUUCCAGACAGACCCCGCGUAUCAGGACUGGCAGGGUUGGGCCUAUUUCGAAGCGGCAUUCGCUUCCUUUCUGUUGCUGGAGAUUGCGUUCCGAAUGCAUCUACUGAAAUGCCGGAACUUUUGGUGCGGCAUAGAGCGAUACUGGAAUUUCUUUGACCUUUUUCUUGGAGCGACCGGAGUCACAGACGUGGUGGUUCAGUUCAGCACCGACCAAAGGGUCGACUUUUUUGGCACAUCGCUUCUUCGAUUCUGUCGACUGAUUCGCCUUGUACGCAUCGUCAAGGUGUUCCGCUUGAAGUUCAUGAGAGACCUGCGGCUCAUGGUGAAAGGCUUGAUUGCCGGGAUUAAAACCCUGAUCUUGGCUUUCACGCUGCUGUUCUCUGUCAUAUACGUGAUUUCCGGGUUUGCCACUAUGAUGCUUGGAGGCGCUGAAGCCAUCGAAAGACUGGAGCUGGAGCUGUACUUUCGGACGCUGCCAGAUUCCAUGUUUACAUGUUUCCGCUGCUUCACAGGUGAGUGUGUCGACGAGUACGGCAAGCCGUUGACCCACAUGCUGGCACAAGAAUUUGGACACAUCUUUGUUUUCAGCUAUGUUUUCAGCUACAUGCUGGUGGCGAUGGGAAUCUUCAAUGUGAUCUUGGCCGUUUACGUUGACAUUACGAUGAAGGCGGCCAAAGAGAAUGAGGCAGUUACAGCUGACCAGCAUGCACGCGAGUCUAUCCGCAUUGCUCGGACCACACGCGAACUGCUGAAGAAGUUCGCUGCUGCGUACCAUCUCUUUCAGGACAUUGAGGAGAGUGACAUGCAUAGCAUCGACAUCAGUCCCAAUGCGGCCCUUUUCACGGAUGACGAGAUCCAGGAAAACAUCGCCAUUACCAAGGAGCUCUUCCUCCUUGUCAUUCAGGACCGACAAGUUCAACUGCUGAUGGACGAUCUGGACCUCCCCCCGGAUCGAGCGAAUUUGUUCGAGGUGAUCGAUGCAGACGGGAGCGGGACGCUGCACAUAGCGGAGCUGGUCCACGGCCUGCUCAAAAUCCGUGGAGAGGUCACCAAGAGCGACACGGUCGCUGCUCUGCUUGCGACAAAGGCUGUGCAGGCGAUGCUCAGCGAGAUACACAAAGAGGUGGAAAGCACUCGCGAGAACCUUCGAUCCGAGAUGGGCAACCAUUUCCAUGACUUCAAGAAGAAGCUCCGAAAGAUUGUCCUUGCAGCCCCAAACAGCACUGCCGGCAUCCGACGUCCGGAGCCAACGAGGAAGCCUCGGCCUCUGCCAAUUGGUCACCUGCAAGUUCCGCGCAGACCGGACAUGAUUCCCGAAGUCUUGGACGCAGAUCCUCCCCCCUAG